Molecule: messenger RNA, 759 nt
Organism: Hibiscus syriacus
Lineage: Eukaryota; Viridiplantae; Streptophyta; Magnoliopsida; Malvales; Malvaceae
Product: FCS-Like Zinc finger 2-like
Exons: 2
Coding region: 212-700 (162 amino acids)
Source: RefSeq, a predicted model, not a curated record
AAAACCGGCCGCUGUUUAUAAUCUAUUUUAGGUUUUAUUUAUUUAUUUUUUCAUAAACAAAGAACAAAGCUUUCUCCCCACUAUAAAAAUCUCCCCUUUAAUACCUUCCCCCACUCAUCUUCUUCCUUCUCGCCACUCCUCUCUCCCUUUUAACCAGAUUCCUUGGGCCAAAGGCUAAACCUUUAAUUAUUCCAUAGGUGAUUAUAACAAAAUGGAGUCUUAUGCACCUCCAAGGCGGCCUUGUUUCAUCGAAGAAGACGAUGGAUUGGCUUCACUCCCUGAUAUGGAGGCCGGAUAUUCAGGAAGUAAUUACCAGAGGGUUAACAAAUAUGGGUCUUUUUCUAGACCUCUUUUGAAGAACCUCCCUUCUUUUUCUUCCGGUUCGGUCCCUUCUCCGAGGUCAGCCCGGUUCUAUGAUUCCAGAUUUGAUGAUGUUCAACAACCCCAUUUCUUGGAUGCUUGUUUCCUCUGCAACAAGCCACUCGGCGGUAACCGUGACAUCUUCAUGUACAGAGGGGACACGCCUUUCUGCAGUGAAGAUUGCAGACAAGAACAAAUAGACAUGGAUGAAGCUAAAGAGAAGAACAAGAACCUGUCUUCCUCCAUGAAAGCUAUGAGGAUGAAGGACCAAAGGAAAUCUACAUCUGCAAAUGAUGAUCAAGGUUUCCCUUUGAGAACUGGCACUGUUGCAGCUGCCUAAGAUCACAUCACAAAAGAAAUAAAACCAUAUUUACCAUAUUAUAUAUAGUUAAACGAGAA